Molecule: messenger RNA, 2799 nt
Organism: Cavenderia fasciculata
Lineage: Eukaryota; Evosea; Eumycetozoa; Acytosteliales; Cavenderiaceae
Gene: elmoA
Product: engulfment and cell motility ELM family protein
Exons: 8
Coding region: 1-2799 (932 amino acids)
Biological process (GO): cell motility; actin filament organization
Cellular component (GO): plasma membrane
Source: RefSeq, a predicted model, not a curated record
AUGUAUUCUACAGAUAUAUUAAAAAAAGGAGAGGAUGAUCUAAAACUACAAAAAGAAAGAGAGAAAGAGAUGAAACUAACAAUAGAAUACAACAAAAAUUCAAAAGCAUUGACAUAUGAGACAUCGACGAGUACACCCAUUGAUAUCAAAGAUUUGAUUACAAAGAUUGCUGUACUAUUCUCUAUCCCUCUCACACCAUCGAUAUCUCUCGAUUAUCAUCUUGCAACUAUUCCAAAUGGAACUGUUAUUGAUAAAAACAAUAUUGGUUUAAUUACAGAUGGAUGUGAAUUGUCAUUAAAGAGUACAACGAUCAGUAGCAGAGGAACUGCACCACCACAACAAACUGGAUUCUCUUUCAUCAAAGGUGAGAGAAGAGAAAGAUUAAAUAGUGUAGCUCAGAAUAGUUUCUUGGGUGGAUUUGGUACACAUCACAAUAAUACUGCUACUAAUAAUGCUGCCAAUACAUCACCAACUUCGACUAGUCCUUCUCCUUUAUCUGCUCCAUCAUCUCCCAUCCCAACACCAUCAUCACCACCACUUUCGUCAUCUGGUACAAUCCACAAUCCAUCUCUAUCACCAAGAUCACAAACUGUUGUCCAAGGACCAUCUUCUGCUGCCGCUGCACCAGCACUCAACCUAGGUGGAAGUAGCGGAAGUAUCCCAGUAUCAUCUUCAUCUCCAUCAUCAACUACCCCUGUCAUUGCAGGUGCCAGUGGUGGUGGAAGCAGUCAUUCACCAUCAUCUGCUAAUAUCAGCGGACCAACCAUCGACUCUAUCUUGUUAUCACUCAACGACUUGUCUUUAAAGAAAAAGGCUCUUUUCGAUUUAAAAGAAGUAUUAAAAGAUGACUCAAAUGUUAAAAAGUUUAUUGAAAAGGAUGGAUUUGUAUCGAUUGGUGAUCAACUGGGAGAGUUGACUGGAAAUACGUUGUCAUAUGCAUUGACAGCACUUCAAACUGCAAUGCAAUCGGAUGCAGGUGCCAAUACGGUCAAUGCAACUUUGAUAUCUAGGGUGUUACCAAUGUUGGAUCCCAACUCUAAUCCAAAUAUUCUAAAAUCCGUCCUAUCUAUUCUUACACUCUACUGUACUUUAAAUCGUGGUGGAUACCAAGAUUUAUGUGAUAACCAUUUCCCACGAUUCAAACUUCAAUCAUCAUCAACAUCACAACCACAACAACCAACAACCAUUCCAUUAACAUCAUCUGUAGAUAGUAAUGGAAGUGAUAAAGAGAAAUCAAACCCUUCAUCUAAACCAGUUAAUAUCUAUUCAGUAAUUGUUACAUUGUUAUCAUCAUCAACUGUAGAUAUUCAAUUAAAUGCAUUGGCAUUUAUCAAUUCAAUUGUAUCAAAGGCUAUUAGCAAGGAUCAAAAUCAAGCACGUUCUCUCAUUGAUGAAUUGGAUACCCUAGAUAUCAAUAAUAGACUUCGUAAGAUCUAUGAAGGAAUUGUAUCACAAGAAUUAAAAAAACAAGUGUAUUAUUAUCAAAAACAUAAAUUAAAUUUAAUGAAAAGUAGAAAGAGUAUAAUGUAUAGUAAAGAAUCACCAGAACAUGAAGCAUUGUUGAUGAAAUUAUGGACAACCACAUUCCCAGAUGUAAAAUUGGAGAGUAGAGUAUCGGAACAAUGGAAAAUACUUGGAUUCCAGGGAACCGAUCCAGCCACUGAUUUUAGAGGUAUGGGUAUUUUUGGUCUUGAAAAUUUGGUCUAUUUUGCAACUAGUCAUAGUGAACAAUUCAAAAAGAUUGUUCAAACCAACAUCGAAAGAAAAGAGAGAGAUUAUCCAGUUGCAGUUGCCGGUAUCAACUUGACUCAAAUGUUUUUAGAUCAAUUCAAAAUCAAUGAGGAUAGUAAUCCAGAAUAUCCAAUAUUCCCAGUUCUAUUUUCUCAUAAACAUGCUUUUGAAGAACUUUAUUGUAUUACUUUUAAUUUAUUAGAUACAACAUGGGAUACAAUGAAUGCAAGUUAUAUGGAUUUCCCAAAGGUACUUGCAACUGUUAGACAAUCUACCGUUACAGCAUUGGAUAAUAAACCAACUACACUGGAAGCAUUCAAUUGGGGACAACAAUAUGUUGGUGGAGCCAACAAGAAACAAAACCCUCAUUUUGAAAAGGAAGAAGACGAUCACUCACAAAGUGAAGAUAUCAAAAAACUCAAACAACAGAUCAAUACUGGCAUCAUGGACAUUAUGAAGAACCAAAAGGUCAGUAUCAUGCAAGAAGGAUUGUUCUUUAAAUUGCAACGUCCCAUCAAAGGUGGAAAGGUGAUUCAAACACACUUGUUUGUUAAAUUGUCAUCUGAUUGCCAGGAAUACCAAUAUGCAUUCAUUCCAGAUCCAUCCAAUCAAUCGCCUCCACUCGCAUCGACACCAUCUCAAUCUAGUAUACUAUCCACUUCAUCUUCACUAUCGAGUUCUGGCACUUCCAUUUCAAAUCCAUCUCAAUGUGCAGAUAAAUCUAUUCAAAUUACAAAUACUGUGAAAUUGAAUGAUAUUACAUUCAUUUCUUCAGAUGUAAAGAAAGAUCAACAACAAAAGAGAGACAACAAACAACAGAAUGAAAAGAAUAUCUCACAUUACUUUUCAAUUGUCAUUGCCAAAGAGACCACGGAAUUAUCAUCAAAUAGCAGGGACGACAUUGCCAACUUUAUUGAUUCUUGUAAAAUCUUAACAAACAAACCAACAGAGUGUGCUGAAACUAUCGAGGAAUUAAAAGUAUUGAUGGAUUUAAGCUUAAAGUUAAAACUAUUGGAAUUGGAAGGUUUACAUCAUCAUCAUCAUAAUCAAUCUAUCUACAUUAACUAG